CAAGAGGCCUUGAAAUCCAUCAUGAAGGACCUGGUAGCUCUCCAGAUGGGCCGACGGCACAGGCUGCCUGGAUAUGAUACCAUGAAGAAUAAAGACACGGCUCACUCCAACAAACAGAAAAAACACAAUGCCAGCAGUCCACCUGUCUUGGGCAGCCCUGCAAUAACAAACCAGUGUGCCUCUGCAGUGGAAGAAAAAAAAAUUCCGAAUGAUGUAAGGAUAAAGUUUGAAUAUAACGGGGAAAGACGAAUUAUCCCAUUUGUCCGUCCCGUGCGCUAUGAAGACGUGCAACAGAAAGUGAAAACAGCCUUUGGGCAGCCCCUGGACCUCCACUACAUGAACAACGAGCUCUCUAUUCCUUUGAAAAAUCAAGAUGACCUGGAUAAAGCAGUAGAUCUCUUAGACCGAAGCUCUAAUGUGAAAAGCCUUAGAAUAUUGUUGCUGUCUCAGGACAGAAACCAUACCAGUUCUUCACCCCAUUCUGGACUGCCCAAACAAGUCAGGAUUAAAACUUCCCAAUCUGUGGGGGAUGUGAACGUACCCUACCAGCAGCCAGAACCCAGAAGUAGGCAUCUGUCUGUCAGUUCCCAGAACACAGGCCGAAGUUCACCACCUCCUGGGUACGUUCCGGAGAGGCAGCAGCGCAUCGCUCGGCAGGGCUCCUACACCAGCAUAAAUAGCGAAGGAGAAUUCAUCCCAGAAACCAAUGAACAGUGUAUGCUGGACCCGUUAAGCAGUGCCGAGAACUCGGUGUCAGGAAGCUGCCAGUCCUUGGACAGGUCAGGAGACAGUCCUUCUUUUCGGAAGUCACGGAUGUCAAGGGCACAAAGCUUUCCUGAUAAUAGACAGGAGUUCUCAGAGCGUGAGAAUCAGAUCUAUGACAAAGCAGGGAAAGGUGGGACCUACCCUCGGCGCUACAACGUCUCCAUGCAGCACAAAGACUACAACGACGGCCGGAGAACAUUUCCUCGGAUACGGCGUCACCAAGGGAAUCUUUUCACCUUGGUCCCUUCCAGUCGUUCCUUAAGCACCAACGGAGAAAACCUGGGGCUGGCCUUGCAGUACCUGGACCCCCGGGGCCGCCUGCGAAGUGCCGACAGCGAAAACGCCCUGGGUGUGCAGGAGAGGAACAUCCCCACCAAAUCUCCGAGUGCUCCAAUAAACUGGCGCCGAGGAAAACUGCUGGGCCAGGGAGCCUUUGGCCGGGUGUAUCUGUGCUACGAUGUGGACACGGGCAGAGAGCUUGCAGCUAAGCAGGUCCAGUUUGACCCAGAGAGUCCUGAAACAAGCAAGGAAGUGAGUGCCCUGGAGUGUGAAAUUCAGCUGCUGAAGAAUCUCCAGCACGAACGGAUCGUUCAGUAUUACGGCUGCUUACGGGAUCGGGCAGAGAAGACCUUGACCAUCUUCAUGGAGUACAUGCCGGGGGGGUCAGUGAAAGACCAGCUGAAGGCGUACGGUGCUCUCACGGAAAACGUAACCCGCAAAUACACUCGCCAGAUCCUCGAGGGAGUCUCCUACCUUCACAGCAACAUGAUUGUGCACAGGGACAUAAAGGGAGCCAAUAUUCUCCGUGACUCUGCUGGGAAUGUGAAGCUUGGGGACUUUGGGGCCAGCAAACGGCUGCAGACGAUCUGUGUGUCUGGAACAGGCAUCCGCUCCGUCACCGGCACGCCGUACUGGAUGAGCCCGGAGGUGAUCAGCGGAGAAGGCUAUGGAAGGAAAGCAGACGUAUGGAGCCUGGGUUGUACUGUCGUGGAAAUGCUGACGGAGAAGCCCCCCUGGGCCGAGUACGAGGCCAUGGCUGCCAUCUUCAAAAUCGCCACCCAACCCACCAACCCCCAGCUCCCCUCCCACAUAUCAGAACAUUGCCGGGACUUUCUAAAGCAGAUCUUUGUGGAAGCCAGGCACAGACCCUCUGCUGAAGAGCUGCUCAGACAUCAGUUUGCUCAGCUCCAGUACUGAAUUACCUCCCUUUUUGCUCGCAGCUCCUGCUGGGCUUUCGGUGCCCCGUCUGGUCUAGUUGCAACUGCCCGUUGUGGUGCUGCAUCUUCAAAAUGCCAACUCAGCUGUCCUAGUCCUUUGGGGAAAUGAUGCCAAGGAACCUAGGGUCUGCUCUUGUGCCUGAUACCUUUUGUUUGCUGGACUAAUGUUUAUUCUACCGACAGCUGUCCAAACAGAGCUGCAUUUUUUGCCCUAGUUACCGUGAUGUGAAAUUGCAGCUGGCUGCAUGUUUUCUGCGGGCCCAAAGAAUGGGAAGCGAAGAAGCGUCUCGCUGGUUGAAGGUUAGAAGAAAUCUGAACCCAAGUGGGGACUGGCAGAGCGACACUCUUCAGAACAGAAACGUGCCACAGUGUGGGUCACUGUUUUCCAGACUGCUCGGGCUCUAGAGGCGUCUGUAGUCCACGAAUCCAGCAAGAAGCCAUGUGUCAUUGAGCAUGCGCUCGCUAUAUGAUGAUAUAUUUUUUUUUUUCUUCUUAAGUAUUCAGCAUCUGAAGGUGUUCAGAAAAUAUUGAUUCAAAAAAGUA
Calidris pugnax (ruff) is the source of this 2525-nucleotide messenger RNA. It is a transcript of the gene MAP3K3, whose product is annotated as mitogen-activated protein kinase kinase kinase 3. Gene Ontology annotation, molecular function: protein binding; ATP binding; protein kinase activity. Lineage: Eukaryota; Metazoa; Chordata; Aves; Charadriiformes; Scolopacidae. The transcript is spliced from 16 exons. Gene Ontology annotation, biological process: protein phosphorylation. The coding region runs from base 22 to 1962 and encodes 646 amino acids. The record is from RefSeq and is a predicted model, not a curated record.